AUGUUGCGGACCCAACUAAAAGGGAAUGAUUUGUCCUACUACUCACCGGAUGACGAAUAUAGUGACUCUGAAGAGUCUAAGGCAUUAACAAUUAAGCACAGUAUCCGUAUUAGAUUUUACGAGAACACCCACAAAUUUCCAGAACCCAAGUACAUGUUCAACCUCAAGGCGAGAGGACUCACUACUCCUGAAAAAUUCGUUGCAUGGUGGAACGAGAACCAUCCAGAUUUUCAGAUCACAGUUGAUCCAAUCAAAAAAUGGACCUAUCGCGAAGAUUAUGACCCUUCCCGCUAUAACAUCCAUUGGGAAGAGUAUGGAGAUUAG
This is a messenger RNA of Ambispora gerdemannii, 324 nucleotides long. The record is from the annotation of a GenBank genome assembly. Lineage: Eukaryota; Fungi; Glomeromycota; Glomeromycetes; Archaeosporales; Ambisporaceae.